AUGUCAGCACAAAACUCGGCAGGUAUUCAAACUCUGCUUGAUGCUGAGCGAGAGGCGUCCAAGAUUGUGCAGAAAGCUCGUGAAUUCCGCACAAAGCGAGUCAAGGAAGCCCGCGACGAAGCAAAGAAGGAGAUUUCAGACUACAAAUCGAAGAAGGACGAUGAAUUUAAGAAAUUUGAGGCAGAGCAUUCACAGGGAAACAAGGCUGCCGAAGACGACGCGAGCAAGGAUGCCGACAAACAAAUCAAGGACAUAACAGCGGCCGGACAGAAGAACCAGGCAGGUGUUGUUAAGAACUUGCUUUCAGCUGUAUUUGAUGUCAAGCCCGUUCCCCCCUCGGCGGCAUAA
This is a messenger RNA of [Torrubiella] hemipterigena, 348 nucleotides long. The record is from the annotation of a GenBank genome assembly. NCBI's taxonomy places the organism in Eukaryota, Fungi, Ascomycota, Sordariomycetes, Hypocreales, Clavicipitaceae.